Molecule: messenger RNA, 801 nt
Organism: Pteronotus mesoamericanus
Lineage: Eukaryota; Metazoa; Chordata; Mammalia; Chiroptera; Mormoopidae
Gene: KCNRG
Product: potassium channel regulator
Biological process (GO): protein homooligomerization; negative regulation of delayed rectifier potassium channel activity
Cellular component (GO): endoplasmic reticulum
Source: RefSeq, a predicted model, not a curated record
AGCAAGAGGAGGGGCCAGGAACUAGUCAUUUUAAAUGUGGGAGGGAAGAUAUUCACAAGGUUUUCUACCAUAAAGCAGUUUCCUGCCUCUAGGUUGACAGGAAUGUUAGACGGUAACCAAGAAUUCAAGAUGAUUGAUGACCACAUUUUUGUAGACAGAGAUGGUGAUUUAUUUAGUUUCAUCUUAGAUUAUUGAGAAAGGUUUAUAUUACCCACUAAUUUUUCAGACUAUCUUAGGCUUCAGAGAGAGGCUUUUUUUCUGGAACUUGACCCUUUGGUUGAUCUCUUAAACCAAAAGCCAAGACCUGCUUUUGUGGAGUUAUAUUUCCUAGGCAGAAACACUCAAGCUUUUUUCAGGGUUUUUGGCUCUUGCAGCAAAACAAUUGAGAUGCUAAUUGGAAGAAUUACAAUGUUUGUAGAGCAACCUUCAGCACCCACCGAGAGUAGUAAUUCUUACCCCCCUCAGAUGACCUUAUUUCCAUUGCCUGCACAGAGACCUUACCAUGACCUGGUUUUGCAGUGAGGCUCGGACAGCAUUACUGAUAACCAAAGUGUAGUCAGGUAUGUUUCUUUAAAACCUGAUAACCAAAAGUUGGUCAAUGGAACUAAUGUCCUUGGCUUACUGAUUGACACUUUAUUAAUGGAAGGCUUCUAUCUGGUCAGCACUAGAACAGUAUCCUCUGAUGAAAAAGCCAAAUGCUAUAGCUUUGAAAGGAUAAAAAGGCUCAAAGCUCUGGCCGUGAAGAAAACAGUGAAACAAGAGGCUGCUGUCAUGCCAGAGCAAUCUCAGGAAAAGAAAUGA